Messenger RNA from Apiotrichum porosum, 759 nucleotides. RefSeq lists its product as uncharacterized. Lineage: Eukaryota; Fungi; Basidiomycota; Tremellomycetes; Trichosporonales; Trichosporonaceae. The transcript is spliced from 4 exons. The coding region runs from base 1 to 759 and encodes 252 amino acids. The record is from RefSeq and is a predicted model, not a curated record.
AUGUCGUCCUUGUGUACCCCCUUUGCCACUCCGGCCUUGACCCCGUCUGCGUCCCCAUCGGUCUCCCCGACAGUCCACUUUGCCCCGACUCCUCAGACUCCAGAGGACCCCAAUUACUAUCCGGAGGAGCUGGCAUUCACGCCAGAGCCCCCGCACCACCGCAAGCUGCCCAUCACGACCCCGACCCCAGUGUACGACCUGUCGUACACGUACGACUACCCCAAGCUCGAGUACCACACCCCAGCCCCCGUCGCAGACCCCCUGGGUCUUGGACUGGGUGGCCUCGACACGGUCGAGUACAAGCCGGUACUGUCGUUCACCCCGGCGUCGGAUGAGUACUCGUACUGGCCUUACCCCAUGGGCCACACACCGUCCGACAUGCUCCAGUCCAUGACCCACAUGUACGACCAGCUGGAGGACGAGCUCCAGUACUACCUGCCCGAGAAGAUGACGGCCGCACAAGCGUACAACAUGAUCAAUGUCCCCCGCUGCCUGCAGCUCCUUGACAGCAUGCUCGAACCUUGUGCUGCCGUCCACGGUUCUGCGGCACUCAAGGUCUGGCUCAAGUGGGUCCAGUCCCUCAUGGUCGCUACCAAGCGCUCGUCCUUUGUGCUCCCAACUGCACUCCCCGCAGAGGACAAGGAGCUCUUCCGGACCUAUUCACAGCACUGGCGUCGUCGUCGCGGCGGAGCAUGUGACCUUGGCAAGCCCGAAGCCCAGAUCGUCCUCAUCUGCCUCGCCGAGCUGGCCGACUAUUAG